AUGUAUCUACCAGUUCAGGCAACCGAGCAUCCGGUAGCGGCGAUUGCCCUCGCCGGCCUCGUCGUCUACUACCUGGUCGUCAAGGUUCAAACAUACUAUCGGCUGAGGGCGUUCAAGGGCCCAUUCAGCACCGGUUUCUCCGAGGUCUGGCACAUGUCUGCCAUCUUUGGCAAGCAGGCACACCUCAAGUACAAGGAGACCGUCGACAAAUAUGGACCGAUUGCGCGCAUUGGCCCCAACGACUUGAUCACGUCGUCGCAGGAGCUGCUCGCGCACAUGAACGGCGUGCGGUCCGAGUACACGCGUGCCGACUGGUACUACCUCGGCGGCAGGUUCCGGCCGGGCAAGGACAACAUCUUCAGCCAGGUAGACGAGACGCAGCACCAGCGGCGUCGCCAGCAGAUGCUGCCGGGCUACACGGGCAAGGAGAACCUCGAGCUGGAGGGGUCGAUGGACGCGCGCAUCGUCGAGUUCAUGGACCUGAUCCGGCGCAAAUACCUGUCAACCGAAUCCCAGGCCCGGCCGGUCGACCUGACCAUCAAGAUCCAGUACUUUGUGCUCGACGUGAUCACAUCGAUCGGGUUCAGCUCGCCGCUGGGCGACCUGAUCGCCGACGCAGACCUGCUCAACUACUCCAAGGCGACCGAGACGGCCAUGGGCGCGGCCGUGUACCUCACGGGAUCCGGGCUGGCAAAGCGGCUGGCGCGCAUGCCGUGGCUGAUAAAGCUGGUCGGGCCGUCGGAGCACGACGCGCAGGGGAUGGGGCGGCUCGUGGGCAACGCGCGCGAGAUCGUGGCGGCGCGGGUGGCGCGCGGCGACAUGGAGACGCGGUCCGACAUGAUGGCGUCGUUCUCGCGCCACGGCCUGACGCCCGACGAGCUCGUCACCGAGUGCCAGCUGCAGGUGCUCGCGGGAUCGCACACGACGGCCGCGUCGCUGUGGACGCUGAUGCUGUACGUGACGACGCACCCGCGCGUGCUGGCGCGGCUGCAGGCCGAGAUCGACGGCGCGGUGCGCGACGGGCUCGCCCCGGACGUCGUCGCCAACGGCGAGCUGAGCCGGCUGCCGUACCUGCAGGCCGUCAUCCGCGAGGGCCUUCGCAUCCGGCCGCCCGUGACCAACAUCGACCCCAAGCGCGUGCCCGACGGCGGCGACACGGUCGUGCUGGACGGCAAGCCCGUGUUUCUGCCCGGCGGGGCGAACAUCGGCGUGUCCGUGUGGGCAAUCAACUUCGACAAGACCGUGUUCGGCGACGACGUCGACGAGUUCCGCCCCGAGCGCUGGCUGCUGGAGACGGACGAGAAGAAGCUGGCCCAGAUGACGCGCGCGACCGAUCUCAUCUUUGGCCACGGCAAGUUUCAGUGUCUUGGGAAGCCGGUCGCGCUGAUGGAGAUUGGAAAGACCGUGUUCGAGUUGCUGCGAAACUUCGACUGGUCCGUCGCCAGGCCCCAGGAAUCGCUGCGCACUGGCAACUACGUCGGAUUAUUCUUAGACAAGCCCAUGUGGAUGCAUGCGGCUCAGAGAACUCCCGCAGCUGUGUGA
Molecule: messenger RNA, 1542 nt
Organism: Lasiosphaeria miniovina
Lineage: Eukaryota; Fungi; Ascomycota; Sordariomycetes; Sordariales; Lasiosphaeriaceae
Product: cytochrome P450
Exons: 4
Coding region: 1-1542 (513 amino acids)
Molecular function (GO): monooxygenase activity; iron ion binding; oxidoreductase activity, acting on paired donors, with incorporation or reduction of molecular oxygen
Source: RefSeq, a predicted model, not a curated record